AAAAAAAAGAAAAAAAAAAAAACUUAUUAUAUAAAAUAUGACUAGACCAUCACCAAAACAAAAAACUAUACCACCACUUGUAUUACUAUCAUUUGCUUUGAUUCAUUCUCAAUUCUAUUGGCUUUAUUCUGUUAUUUAUCAUCUAUGUCAUAACUUAUCUGAUAGACCUGUGGAUUUAGAUCAAUCUGUUCUUGAUGCUCUUACAAAACGUUCAGGUAGAACAAGAGCUUUUUCUGAACCUCAACAACCUUCUACUAUUAUUCUUCAACAAAGACAAGCUAUUACAGCUACUUCUUCUAAAACACGACCUAGAAGUACCACUAUAAGUGCAACUACUGUAGAUGCUGAUGCUCCCCUUAGAAAACAACAAUGGGUGAAACAUGUUCAAGCUUGUAUUAAUCAACAACAAUUGAUGGAUCCUACUGAAAAAGAUUAUAUUUUGGAUGAGAGAAUGGGAAGAACUCGUCCUCCUCGAUGGUGGCAACGAACAAGAAAACAUUUAAUUCGUCAAGAUAAAAUGGAUAGUGAUAUCAAUAUUCAUUCUACACUCUCAUUACCCGGAACAACUCACAUAGAUUCUGCAACAACUUCCACCAAUAGUAAACAAUCACAACCUGUAUCACUCCUGCUUUCCGCCACACAAUCAUCUUGUGAUCCUCAACAACAUAUUCCCAAACCUAAUGAUAUUAUUUCAUCAUCAUCAUCAUCAUCAUCAUCAACAACAACAUUAUCAUCACCAACACAACAUUGCAUUAUAACUUCGGCAUCUUCAUCAUCAUCACCUCCUUCUGUCAAUCUGCCAACAAAACCUUUUAUGGAAUCAUCCAAUCAAGAUUUAUCUACUACGACAAUCACUACAAAUGAUCCAAACAACAACAACAAACGUCGACCCUUAGCGAAAAUUAGAUCUGUUUUUAUAAAAUCACAAAUCGAACCGGAAAAGGUACGGUCUCAGUUAGAUCGGAAGAGAAAAACAAUCCUUGGCAUUCCUUCCCGAUGGUCAUCACCUCCUACAAGUACUACCAUUACGACUAAAUCAACAACAAUGGUCACAAUGACAAAUCACAGUACUUCUUCACAACCAUCAACACAAAAACAACGAUUAUCAGUUAGGAUCAAGGAACCAAAGGAAUCAUCACCAAAGAAAAGAUUAUUUUCUUCUUUACCAAAUUGGAAACGAAUGAAUGGAAAAUUAGAUAGAUAGCUUUUUUUUUUUCCUCCUUCCCUU
Molecule: messenger RNA, 1228 nt
Organism: Halteromyces radiatus
Lineage: Eukaryota; Fungi; Mucoromycota; Mucoromycetes; Mucorales; Cunninghamellaceae
Exons: 2
Source: RefSeq, a predicted model, not a curated record